AUGGCCAAUCUCUCAUGCCUUGCAAUCCAACUCCUAACGUUCUUGCUCUUGCUCAUCGGUCGUGCCCAUUCGGUCUCCUUCAACUUCUCCGGAUUCCUGCCCAACACCGGCAACUUGACGUUCGAGGGCGACGCGUUCACGUCGAGUGGGGGGAUCCAGCUGACGAGGAACCAGCAGGACAACAACCUCCAGAACAGCAUCGGGCGGGUCUCCUACGACAAGCCGGUCCGCCUGUGGGACUCCAAGACGGGGAGGCUGACAGACUUCACGGCCCACUUCAGCUUCGUGAUCAACGCCCUGAACAACACUUACUACGGGGACGGCAUUUCCUUCUACAUCGCGCCGUUCGAUGCCGUUAUCCCCGCCAACUCAAGCGGCGGCUAUCUUGCCCUGUUCGAGCCAAGCAUGGCCAUGAACACGUCUGCAAACCAGAUCGUGGCUGUCGAGUUCGACAGCUUUAAGAACUCGUGGGACCCAAGCCCGGACCAUGUGGGCAUCAACAUCAACUCCAUCGUCUCGGUCGCGAACGUGUCCUGGAAGACCAGCAUGAAGAAUGGAUCCACAGCCAAUGCUUGGGUCAGCUACGACUCCACAAGCUUUAACUUGAGCGUCUUCCUUACUUAUGCCAAUAACCCCGUCUUUAACAACAACUCAAGCCUCUCGUACGUCGUCGAUCUGAGGAAAAUCCUUCCGGAACAGGUCAAAAUUGGCUUCUCUGCCGCGACUGGUCAGUUCGUCGAGAUUCAUGAAAUCCUUUCCUGGUCGUUUAGUUCAACCUUGGAGGAUGGCAAAAAGAAAAGAAGCCUUGGCUUGGUCCUCGGCGUAGUCCUAGGUUCUGGUUUGGUAGCAUGUGUACUAGGAAUUGGUUGGUUCCUCUUUUGGAGGAAGAAAUCUCGGCGUAGUAAAGGAGUUUCAAUGGUCGACAUCUCGAUUGAUGGUGAAUUCGAGAAGGGAGCUGGACCGAAGAGGUUCACAUACCGUGAUCUUGCCCGUGCGACCAAUGAUUUCACCGAACGAGGUAAGCUGGGAGAGGGUGGAUUUGGAGGAGUUUAUAAAGGUUUAUUAAGUGAAUCAAACAUGGAGAUUGCGGUCAAGAGGGUGUCCAAGGGAUCGAAGCAGGGCAAGAAGGAGUAUGUGUCGGAAGUGAAGAUCAUCAGCCGGCUACGGCAUCGGAACUUGGUACAACUCAUAGGUUGGUGCCACGAAGGAGGCGAGCUCCUUCUAGUUUACGAGUUCUUGCCCAACGGAAGCCUUGAUUCGCACCUUUUCGGAGGCAAAACCCACCUGACUUGGGCUGCAAGGUACAAAAUAGCCCUCGGCCUGGCCUCGGCCUUACUCUACCUCCACGAGGAGUGGGAGCAGUGUGUGGUGCACCGGGACGUGAAGUCGAGCAACGUGAUGCUUGACUCCAACUUCAACGCGAAGCUGGGUGACUUUGGGCUCGCGCGGCUUGUGGACCAUGACAUGGGCUCUCAAACCACUGUCUUGGCAGGCACGAUGGGGUACUUGGCCCCAGAAUGCGUGACAACUGGAAAGGCCAGUAAGGAGUCGGAUGUGUACAGCUUUGGAGUGGUGGCGCUCGAAAUAGCAUGUGGCAGGAAGCCGGUGGAGCUGAGGGUGGAGCCGAGCAAGGUGAGGCUGGUGGAGUGGGUGUGGGAUCUGUACGGAAGAGGCCGAGUGGUUGAAGCAGCCGAUCCGGGGUUGAACAUGGAGUUCGACGAGCGUCAAAUGGAGUGCCUCAUGGUGGUAGGACUAUGGUGCUGCCACCCGGAUUACAGCCUAAGGCCGCCGAUAAAGCAGGUGAUAAAUGUCCUAAAUUUCGAAGCUCCCUUGCCGAGCCUCCCAUCAAAGUUGCCAGUGCCGAUGUAUUACGCGCCCCCGAUGGAUAUGCUGAAGUUCUCGUACACAUCGCCGGGGCUCACGGAAUCGGAUAGAACUCAGUCUUCUCUUGCCAGCGGCUCUACUUAUUCAUCUACUCAGACAGGUGGAUCUGGAAAAGCUCUAUUGAGUCAUAACGGAGCAGAGUAGUUUAGGCUUCUGGUUUCUAUUGGCGUUUUACUUACCUUUUUUUCUUUUUUGUUUUGGAGUGAAAGAUGAAAAUCUUGGAAUGUAAGGGUUGUUUUUUGAAUCCUUCCUGUUAAUUCUUUCUUUUUAUUCUGGACAUAGUUGCAUGUCUAUGAAGAGCUUGUAGUUUGAAUUCAGUAAUGUAAAGUGGACUUAUUCUUUUAA
Eucalyptus grandis is the source of this 2229-nucleotide messenger RNA. RefSeq names its product L-type lectin-domain containing receptor kinase IX.1. Gene Ontology annotation, cellular component: plasma membrane. Lineage: Eukaryota; Viridiplantae; Streptophyta; Magnoliopsida; Myrtales; Myrtaceae. Gene Ontology annotation, biological process: protein phosphorylation. The coding region runs from base 1 to 2028 and encodes 675 amino acids. The transcript has a single exon. The record is from RefSeq and is a predicted model, not a curated record. Gene Ontology annotation, molecular function: ATP binding; protein kinase activity; carbohydrate binding.